Sodiomyces alkalinus F11 is the source of this 583-nucleotide messenger RNA. RefSeq lists its product as hypothetical. Bases 131 to 436 code for a protein of 101 amino acids. The transcript has a single exon. The record is from RefSeq and is a predicted model, not a curated record. Lineage: Eukaryota; Fungi; Ascomycota; Sordariomycetes; Glomerellales; Plectosphaerellaceae.
CUCGUUUUCCUCGUUUGCUUUACUUGCUGCAAGUCCCUCCCUUUGUAACAGAACACUAAAUUCAUCAGGAACCUUAUACACGUUGAUCUUUUUUUUUCUUCUUUUUCCUUCUUCUUCUCAAAAAGCCACGAUGUUCGCCAAGUCUAUCGCCUCCCUCCUUGCCGUCGCCGGUCUCGCCUCGGCCGCCCGUCCCCUCAUGGCUCGCGUCCCGGGCAACGGCACUAUUAUCACGACUACCAAGGUCGUCACCGCUUUGCCGACCUGGUGCCCCGACCCCUGGAACACCAUCACCUGGAAGGACAAGACCUACACCGUCGAGGGCCCGACUUGGUUCACCAUCACCGACUGCCCCUGCACCACGUCCUACGUUCGUCAUCCCCUUUCCGUUGCCCCCCCUCCCACUGCCUGCUCCUUGACGCUACUACGGCGGAAGUAGUCUGAAGAAAAAGUGCGAGGCAAAACUAACCACCAAGACAAACACAGACUACCAUCCGCCCUACCGCCGCUACCCCUGAGCCUCCCAGGCCCACGCACCACACGGAGCGCCCUCAUCCCGAGCCUCAUCCCGAGCGCCCUCAUCCCG